GGGGAGCUCCGCUACAACAUGGUGUCGUCGGAGUGUGUGGGCAUCAUCCACAAGAAGCCGAAGGAGGGCGGCAUCUCCGCCGUCGGGGGCACGGGCUCGGUGUACACCUUCUACGGGCCGACGGAGGAGAAGUACAAGCACGUCAGUGAUAAGUUCCAAGCGGAGCUCCCCAAGCUCAUGGCAUCCCUGGAGCUCCCGGUCGAGCCCCUUCCGCUGUGGUGGACCAGCGACUUCAUCAACGCGUCGCCCCAGGGAGUUGAAGCGAAGGACGAGCAGUGGAUCGUCGGCGAGUUCAACUGCUCGUGCGUCGGCAUUUCCGCAUGCCUGAAGGCCUUCUGCAACGACGAGAACCCGAACGCCAAGUUCACAGACAUCCCCGCGGAGGAGCUGGCAGAGGCCACCAAGUACGGCCAGCUGAUCGGCAAGAAGGCCAAGGAGCUCCUGGAGAAGAGCCACCCGUCCGCGUUCCCCGUUGACAUAUCUUCGGUCACGAGGGUGGCCAAGAACUACCAGGGCCAGAUGCUGCAGCCGGCUGCCCCGAAGUACAAGAUCGCCCUGGUCCAGGUCUACGUCCGUCCCGCCGAAUUCGGCGGCUCGGACAAGAGCUACAACCACCACCGCUACGACUCCAUGCCGUUCGCGAACGGGUGCAUCGAGGCAGGCAUGAGCUGCCAAAUGGUCCACUACGUGCACGAGGAGCACGACAAGUUCUUCCAGUUGAUGCUGAAGUUUGACGCCCUCAUCGUCCGGUGCAAUCCUGGCCAGAUUGCAGCUGACGGCGGAGACCAAGCCAAGUUCGACGGCGCGCUGCGGGAGCUGCGCCAGAGAGCCAUCGGGGUUUGGCCGUCGCCCGAUGUGAUGGAGUUCAUGGGCGCCAAGGACGCCCUGGUAAAGGUCAAAGACCUCAGCAUCGGCCUGCCAGAUACACUGGCAUACUACGGCGAGAAGGAGUUCGCCGAGGGCUUCAAGAAGACGAUGGCUUUCCAGCCGCGCGUCAUCAAGCAGAACCGUGGCUCGGCGGGCGAGGGCAUCUGGAUCAUCAAGCUGAAGAACGAAACGUACUGCCCGAAUUACGGGGACCGCUCCUGCGAGGACACGGAGGUGCUCACGCUGAUGGAGGCCAACGACAACCACGAAGAGGAGCACACCGUCGCGGAGUUCAUCGAAUUCUGCACGAACGGCAAGACCGCGGCGGCGGGCACCUGGACCUCCAAGGGCGAGGGCAAGUACCUCGAGGGAGGGAAGGCCAAGGGCGGCCAGCUGGUGGACCAGCGCUUCUGCCCGCGCAUCGUCGAAGGGGAGCUCCGGUACAACAUGGUCUGCGACGCUCUGCUGGGCAUCAUCCACAAGAAGCCGAAGGAGGGCGGCAUCUCGGCCGUCAGCGGCACGGGGUCGGUGUACACCUACUACAAGCCCGAGGAGGAGAAGUUCGAGUCCCUGACAAACAGGUUCCUGAAGGAGGACUUGGCCAAGGUCAUGCCUGCCCUUGGCCUCGCAGAAGAGCCAAUUCCGCUGUGGUGGACCAGUGACUUUAUUCUUGCCUCCGAGAAGGGCACCCCCGUGAAGGACCUCGCCUACUCUUCUCUCAAGGGGCGCCAGACGUGCUUCCCCUCUGCCCGGCCUGUCCCUGCCCCAUGCCGCGGCUUUGAUUUUCGAAGGUCGCGGUGA
Prorocentrum cordatum is the source of this 1668-nucleotide messenger RNA. NCBI's taxonomy places the organism in Eukaryota, Dinophyceae, Prorocentrales, Prorocentraceae. The record is from the annotation of a GenBank genome assembly.